AUGGAACAACAAAAUGAGUCAACAGCAGUGAAUCCACCUGUCGAUGGGACGUGCCAAGUAUGUCGCGAGCAGCCAAGCAAAUACACAUGCCCACGAUGCAACAUGCGCACAUGCUCGGUUGGUUGUGUCAAACAGCACAAGCAAGACAACGACUGUUCUGGUGAACGAAGCAAGACCCAUUUCGUGAGUCGUGAUCAAUACAACUAUUCCAACAUGAUGAGUGACUAUGUCUAUUUGGAAGAUGUGUCAAGGAAGAGCGAUACCCUUUCACGUGAAAGAUUGCGAGCUGAUCGUCGAGAUCCCUGGCCGGUUGAACAAAGGAAUCGUGCUCUGGUCAAGCAAGUGCGUGCUAUGGGCGUCAAUUACAGCAUGUUGCCAUCGGGUAUGUCAAGGCACAAGAUGAACAAAACCAAUUACAGCAGCAAUUUUCAUCAAGUGUUUUGGUCGAUUGAAUGUUGCUUUUGUCAAAAGGGUCAGGUUCAAAGGAUAGUGGAGCAUUCAUUCCCAAGUGCCAAACCACUACGAGGCUUUUUUGACAAUCUAUUAUUCACUGAGACACCCCAGGGCAAAGGUGCCUAUUCUGUUAUUCGAUAUCAAGCAAAGGACUUUGUCAAUGCAGGCAUCGAGCGAUUUAUAGUGGCAUUGAAAAAGCCCGAAGGACCCAAAGACACGUUCAUUGAUUUGACACCUCAUUUGGAUCGUACCUGGAAAGACCUCUUGCGUGGUGAACGGAUCAUUGAAUUCCCAACGUUAUACAUCUGGCUGCAAGGGGAUAUGGAUAAUGACAUCAAGCUUGAGGAAAAAGUUUUUGUGGAAGGGCCGUUACCCCAUCAACAAUCAAAAUCCAAAGGACCUCGAAGGCAAAAGAAUGACAACAACAACAACCAUGAUUCGACAUCCGACCAGAUGGUGCCUUCUAUUACAACCGGCAUUGAGGAGCCCAAGAUACCUGAACAAGCUAAGCAAGAUCUCGACACGAAAGAAUCAGUAGCAGCUGUUGAACACGUCAAUCAAGAAAACGAGCUAGCUCAGCCUUUGGAUACACCAUCAUCAUCCACCGAACCUACAAUCGAAGAUAACAAGCAGCAGCAGCAGCAGCAUGAAUAUGAACAAGGAGGAAAUCAAAACAUCCAAUGA
Messenger RNA from Lichtheimia ornata, 1137 nucleotides. RefSeq lists its product as uncharacterized. The coding region runs from base 1 to 1137 and encodes 378 amino acids. Lineage: Eukaryota; Fungi; Mucoromycota; Mucoromycetes; Mucorales; Lichtheimiaceae. Gene Ontology annotation, biological process: snoRNA localization; box C/D snoRNP assembly; maturation of LSU-rRNA from tricistronic rRNA transcript (SSU-rRNA, 5.8S rRNA, LSU-rRNA). The transcript has 4 exons. Gene Ontology annotation, cellular component: pre-snoRNP complex; nucleus. The record is from RefSeq and is a predicted model, not a curated record.